Messenger RNA from Funneliformis geosporum, 207 nucleotides. Lineage: Eukaryota; Fungi; Glomeromycota; Glomeromycetes; Glomerales; Glomeraceae. The record is from the annotation of a GenBank genome assembly.
GUGUGUCCUCUUUGUCAUCAUACUAGCGGUGAACGUAAGUCUCGAUAUAUUUUUGAAGAUCUGCUAGGCAAGAAAUUUCUAUCCUAUAGACCAUCAUUUUUGAAUGGAAUGCAACUUGAUGAAUAUAACGAAGAGUUGCAACUAGGAUUCAAAUUUCAUGGCAGGCAACACUAUAGUCUUAAUUCAAUGUUUCAUAGGAGAGGCUAG